Tachyglossus aculeatus (Australian echidna) is the source of this 1586-nucleotide messenger RNA. Its product is annotated as zinc finger protein 500-like. Bases 337 to 1485 code for a protein of 382 amino acids. NCBI's taxonomy places the organism in Eukaryota, Metazoa, Chordata, Mammalia, Monotremata, Tachyglossidae. Gene Ontology annotation, molecular function: DNA binding. The record is from RefSeq and is a predicted model, not a curated record. The transcript has 6 exons.
UAACUGGAGUCAAAUCGAGAAUCGCUUCUCAAUUUGAGAAGCGGCAUGGCCUAAGAGAAACCCGCCCGUCUACUCCCUCGGGAGAGAAGCCCCGCUCCCUGACUACCUCGGGAGAGAAAGCCGGCCCUCCUCUUCCUCAAGAGAGAAGCUCGGCUCGCUGACUCCCUCGGGAGAGAAGUUCGAUCCCCCCGACUCCCUCGGGAGAGAAACUCGGCUACCUGACUCCCUCAGAAGAGAAGCCCGGUCCCCGACUCCCUUAGGAAAGAAUCCCGGCCUGCUGACUCCCUUAGGAGAGAAGCCCGGCUUCCUUUGGUGCUCAGUGGUCCCAGGAGCCAGAUGAUGCCCAGCGCCCUGGCCCCACUGCUCCAGGCUCAUCUCCGACCUCCCCUCUGCAAGCUAGAGGAGGAGGAGGAGGAAGAGGAAGAUGUCCCCCGGGGGCCCGCACCCCGAGGAGACCCCGGCGACGUCGAAAGCUUCCGCCAGGGCUUCAGGAAACUCCGCUACCAGGAGGCGGGAGGGCCCCGGGAGGCCCUGGGCCGGCUCCGGGAGCUGUGCCGUCGGUGGCUGCGUCCGGACCGGCGCACGAAGGAGCAGAUCCUGGAGCUGUUGGUCCUGGAGCAGUUCCUCGCCGUCCUGCCCGCCGACAUCCAGGCCCGGGUGCGGGAGCGGAGGCCGGAGAGCGGAGAGGAGGCCGUGGCCCUGGUGGAGGGGCUGCAGCGGGGGCCCGACAGACUAAUCCGAUGGGUCACGGUCCAGGUGCACGGGCAGGACGUCCUGGAGAAGACGGAGUCCCCAGGCGGCCCCGAGGGAGGCUCCCAGGAGGACGGGGCUUGGAGCCCGCAACCAGAAUCCCAGGAGCUGCGGAGCUGGAGGAUCAAGGAGGAGCCUGAGUCCCCUCAGGAGAGCGAAGUGCCCACCCCUCAGCCGCCCAGCAAUCCGACAGAAAGGAGCACCAGAGGCCUGUCAGCGGUGACCAUGGCAUCUGGACCCCUCCCAGCCCGGUCCCAGGCCCGCAACACGUCGGUUCGGACUCUGCGACGUCAGACCCGAAAGAAACGAAGAGCAAUCACCAUGGAAACCAAAAUGGAGAUAAUCAAGUGGGCGGAAACGGGCGAGACGCCCACCCAGAUCGGGCGAGCCCUGGACAUCCCGCGGACGACCAUCAUCACCAUCCUGAAAGACAAAGCGCGCAUCCGGGAGUACGUCCGGGGCUCGGCCCCCAUGCAGUCCACCGUGAUCACCAAGCGGCGCGUGGGGCUCAUCGCCCAGGUGGAGAAGCUGCUUGUGGGCUGGCUGGAGGACCAGCGCCGGGGCCGGACCCCCGUGAGCCUGGGGGCCGUCCGCGACAAGGCGCGCGGCCUCUACCACCAGCUCAAGGCCCAACAGGGGGACGGCUCCGUCGCCGAGCCCUUCAACGCCAGCCGCGGAUGGUUCGUGCGCUUUAAGGCCCGGGCCAACCUACGCAACGUCCAAGGGUUGGGCUGAGCGUGUGGAAGCGAACUGGGGGGAAGAAACUGUUGUGCCGAGAAUCAGCGAGUGAGACCCAGGUAGAAAUUUAGAAGUGGAUUUUAUUAGCGCGCGGCUGC